UUAUUAAAUUGCGGAGCUUAUGUCUGGCGCACUUGGUAAGUUCAGUAACUAACAUUUAGUCGACAUAUUUGGACGUGCUUGGAAUUAUUUUUGGCAAAUUAUAUUAAUCCGUCAUGCCACCACCACCCCAUGAUCACUGCGGAGGACCACCUCACCGUCGCGGUCCCGUCAUUAAGGUCCAGAUUGCACCACCAUGGCCGCGCCGUCACCACCGUCCACCACCACAAGUGGUGGUCGUCCAGCAAGCACCGCCGCCCCCACCACCAGUUAUGGUGGUGCAACAGGCGCCACCGCCACCACCAGCGUACUACCAACAGCCACCGCCGCCACCACCUGGCAGCAGCCACUACCACAAUCCACAGUACUAGAAGUCUUUCAUCUAAAGCAAAAGAAUUUAUGUAUAGACAUGUAUAGUUUAUAAACAAAAUGCAAAAUAAAUAAAAUAUUAAAAAUUAAA
Molecule: messenger RNA, 457 nt
Organism: Drosophila ananassae
Lineage: Eukaryota; Metazoa; Arthropoda; Insecta; Diptera; Drosophilidae
Product: leucine-rich repeat extensin-like protein 3
Exons: 1
Coding region: 114-368 (84 amino acids)
Source: RefSeq, a predicted model, not a curated record